Messenger RNA from Cicer arietinum (chickpea), 1052 nucleotides. The record is from RefSeq and is a predicted model, not a curated record. NCBI's taxonomy places the organism in Eukaryota, Viridiplantae, Streptophyta, Magnoliopsida, Fabales, Fabaceae.
UGAUAUCAGUGAUUGGACAGGAAACAAAUCCAACAUGGUGCGAUGAGAAAGACAAGAAGGUUCUUGCUUUGGCGUAAGGAAUAUUCAAAUAAAUCGACACGCCACCUCCAUUUCCAAUUUCCAAAUAUAUGGUAUGGCGUAAUCACCAAUCUCUCUUUCUUGGAAUUUAGCUCUACCUUACGCCCCAACUUCCACUCCACACCGUCCUGAAAAAGUCACAAUAAUGUAACCUGCAAUAACAGAACACACGCACAACCUUGUCUUAUAUAGGUGGCACUGUCUUAUAUAUACGCAUAACGUGAUCAGCCCCAAAAAACCAUUCAACAAUACCUUCCAAACAUAAAUUACAGUUCGAAAUUUAUCACUUUGAAGCCUUAUUUUCAAGUCCAAUAAAAUGCAAGCAAAAUCACUAUGCUCAUUUAUGCUUCUAUCAAAGCCUCCAUCAGGCAAUAUAUUGCCCCGAAGUGCACCAGUCAUUUCACAUAAAAAGAGUUUUAUAUCUGCUUCGAAAAGAGACCCGUUUGGGCAACAUUAUGAUGGCAAGUUGGUGGAUGAGAACAUGAUCAUUCUUAGAAUGCGAAUACGUGAAAUUGAGAUGGUGGAAAUGAAGACUAAAGCUCCUUCUGAUUGGACUGAAUGGGAGACAGAGAAUUUUGAAAAUUAUGGUUCGGAUAUAUGUGAUGCAGUUGGAUUGUUGCAAAGAAUGCUGAUGAACACUAGACCUAGCUUGGCUGUGGGCUCACUUGCUCUGCUUAUGAUAAGCAUGUCAAUGACUAUGUCACUACUUGUGUUUCAUCUCGUCGAAUUGGCUAAAGGAAUCAUCAUCGUAUAAUUUGUAAACGACCAACGCCAAAUGAAAAAAAUAUAUACGAAUUUAGUGCUUGACGUUACAAAUGUUAUAUGUUUAUACUUUCAUUUCACCAAUUUCAUGUGUGAAUUAGUGUAAAAAAAAAACUUGAAUACUAACAAUUUUUAAAAUUAUUCGCAAGAAGAAUGUUGCUUGUCACAAAAAGUCGUUGCAAAACAAUAUAACAGAAUAAUUUGUAACUGUA